CUUCACAAAACAGAGACCAAAACACUACACCAUGGAUGAAGUGAAGCUCUUUGGGUUUUGGGCAAGUCCUUUUAGUAGAAGGGUCAUUUGGGCAUUAAAGCUAAAAGGUGUGGAAUAUGAAUACAUUGAAGAAGAUCUGCCUUAUAAUAAGAGUGAUCUGUUGUUGCAGUACAACCCAGUUCAUAAAAAGAUCCCAGUGCUCGUUCAUGGAGGAAAGCCAAUUGUAGAGUCAUUGGUUAUUUUGGAAUAUAUAGAUGAAGUGUGGCCACAUAAUCCUUUGUUGCCAAAAGAUGCUUACGAGAGAUCCGUAGCUAGAUUUUGGGCCAAAUUCAUUGAGGAAAAGAGUCAUUUAAUCGCAAAGCUUUAUCGAACCGAUGGCGAAGAACAGCAGGAGGCAGCGAAGGAGUACUUUGAAAUGCUGGAAGUCCUUGAAGAGCACGCGUUGAUCGGAGGGAAAAAAUUCUUCGGCGGAGACGAGAUAAACAUGGUGGACAUUGCAUUUUGCUCGGUUGCUCACUGGCUCAGGGUUGUCGAAGUCUUUGCAGGGCCUAAAAUCUUUGAACCACACAAGUUCCCUCGAUUGAAUUCGUGGAUUCAAAAUUUAAAAUCAGUCCCUGUAAUCAAAGACAACUUGCCCGAUACUGAUAAGAUGCUUGCGUUGUUGAAACGUUGGAGAGAAAUGUUGCUGGCAUCAAAAUCGAGUUAGGGUUUGGAAUAUUGAUUGCAUUUUCUCCCAUGGAAGUGUUAAAUGUUCCCCAUACAAAUAAAUAAAACAAAAUCUAAGGGUUUAAGAAUUUGAGAGGAUUUGAACAUUUCUGUACUUUAUUUAAGGUUUUUAGAAUUUGAAUUACUCAAGCUACCGAUUUAUUGUACUAAUUCCAAUUGGUUUCUUCUUAAUCGAUACUUCGAUUGGUUUUCGAUUUGAUCUAA
This is a messenger RNA of Gossypium raimondii (Peruvian cotton), 930 nucleotides long. RefSeq names its product probable glutathione S-transferase. Gene Ontology annotation, molecular function: glutathione transferase activity. Gene Ontology annotation, biological process: glutathione metabolic process. The record is from RefSeq and is a predicted model, not a curated record. The transcript has 2 exons. Gene Ontology annotation, cellular component: cytoplasm. Bases 32 to 706 code for a protein of 224 amino acids. NCBI's taxonomy places the organism in Eukaryota, Viridiplantae, Streptophyta, Magnoliopsida, Malvales, Malvaceae.